AUGGCCCCAAAACGGGCCCCCGACGACGACGCCCUCCACGACAACAAGCUCCCCAAGCUCCCCAAGCUCGAGGAGCCGCAAGGGAGCCCGCUCACACAGUCGCGCGCCCAGUCGGCCGACUUCUCCAACUCUACCAAGAAGAAGCUGAGCGCAUCCUCGCGCACCGGCCAGGCGUGCGACAGAUGCAAGAUCCGCAAGAUCAGAUGCGACGGCCGGGCAGGAGGUUGCUCGCCAUGUCUGCAGAACAACACACCGUGCAAGACGACCGACCGCAUCACGGGCCGAGCUACGACACGGGGUCACACUGAAGCCCUCGAGGGCGAAGUCAGCAGUCUGCGGAGCCAUGUCGCGGAGCUGCAAGCGCAACUGAAGGAGCUAGGAGUCGAGCCAAAGCCAUUCAGUGGCUACAAUGGAUACACACCAGCGGCAGUGCAAUCGCAACCGCUGCAAUGGACAUCGGCCAGCUCUUCGGGGAACAAUGAUCAGAUGUGGUCUACGGAACAAGCCCCAGCCAGCGCGAGCGGGCCUCCUCUUACGCCGUAUAGGGCGUCUGGAGAGGUACCUCUGGCCACCCAGGCGGUGGAGAACAAGAUACUAGCCAUGCUCCCGGCCUUCAAGUCCGCCGCUAUUGGAGACAACUAUCUCGGAAUUUCGUCCGCGGACUCGCUCCUUUCACCCAUCAAAGGAACCUCGCUCUCCGUAUUUGGCACAGAGAUCGACAUCACCGAUUUCGUUGACGGAGAAACUGAUUACGAGAGUUCCGUCCAGUCGUAUGGGCAUUUCCUGAGCGUUGUUCUCGGACAUGACCAGAACGUGGAGCCACUCCAAUUCCCCGAGUAUCAGAAACUCAGCGAAUACGCAACCUGGUAUCUCCGGUCUCUGAACCCAUACACUAUGAUCCUGGACAGGGCAUCCUUUACGCAGCUGAUAUGGCGCAUAUAUCAUGAGCCCGGCUUUACCCCUUCUCCAGCAGAGACUGUCAUGGUCCAUAUGAUGCUUGCAAUCCUCAAGUACCAAAUAGCGAAGCGCAAUCACGAUGAUGUCAUGUUUGCGGAGUCUAAUAAGCAUUACCGAUACUCCCUCAGCUUCUUCGGGGCACUCUUACGGAAUCAUUCUCUUCCAGACGUCCAGGCCAUGGGUUUGAUUUGCAUACACCUUCGCAACUUUCCUAAACCGGGCGCUGCCUGGUUAAUGUGUUGGAUGACCUUCGCAGUUGCCGUCGAACUCGGCUUCCAUCGAUCAACCAAAGCAUGGGCCGCAACAGCCCCCAAGAAAGAUGUGCUUGAAGUCGAAUUGCGGAAGCGUGUGUUCUGGACCAUAUAUGCACUUAACGUCAGUCUGAGCGGGAAGCUUGGCCGGCCCAUGCCAAUCAGGAUGGAAGAUAUUGACGUCGGAUUUCCCGAGGUGAUGGAUGACAGUAUUCCAGGAGAGCAAAAACUCGACUUCCACAAGUGCUCCUUUCAAGUCGGUAUUCAGACGGCGAAAACAGUGCCAAUGUACAGCAAUAUGUACAGCACGUUGUACACCGUCAGACAGUCACCCAACUCGUACGAGGAGACGGUCCGGAAAUUAGAGGCUUCAUUGCGCAGAUGGCGAGAGGGAAUUCCUCUUGAACUGUCGGAUCGACAGGCCAACCAGGAAAGCUACAUUUUUUCAAGAUAUCUCGAAUUCUGGGAACUCGAGUUCACGCUUUUACUCCAUCAUCCAGCCGUGUGCCGUUCUUCCAGUCCAGAAUUCAUGAAAUCUAAUCUUGACAUCUGCUUAGACGCUUCUCAGAAGAUGCUUCACAAUGUCAACGAACUUCGGAGAUAUAAGAGCUUGGACAUCGUGUGGAUUAAUUGCACGACCUAUAUUGCUGCAAUAUUCACCACGUUAUUCAUUCAUUCUCAGAGAAAGGAUAGUAUCACCUCUGCUGAUAUGCACGAACUGAGGAAAGAUAUGGAGCUCUGGCUAGACGCCAUGGGCGAAUGUGGUGAACUCCUAGGGUCAGGUUUGAAACUUCGAAACGCGAUCUUUAAGAUCGUAGAGCUGUCUUUAGCGAACAUCAGUGAACAUCUAGUCAAGAAGACAGCCACAGAAGCUGUGGCGCGUGCAGCACUCAGUCAGACUCCCCAGCAGCAGGUAAAUCCCGCUCCCAACGCAUACGAGAACACGGCACACUUCCAUUCCCAAUACACCAAUGCUGCACCUGGUGACGCUGGCUCUAAAGCUACACCUAAUUACCUGCCUUCGGUGGACCCUUCAAUGGGUGCUACAUCGAACAUUUACCCGGGAGGAUCGCCCGUGUUUCCAUACAGUAAUGGGGCGGCAACAACGCUAGCACCAUAUCAAGGCGACAGCAAUAACCACUCGUUCGACCAACCGACCUAUGCUGGUGUUGCGGAUCCUGGAAUGAGUGCAGCUCAUGUCGCUGCUAUCCAGUCGGCUGCUUCUGGGAACCCGCCACCUACUCCAGAGAGUUUCAUAUAUGCCAACAAUACAGCACCGAAUAAUGCACCCCAGCAUUACCCAUCACACAACGAUGCUUGGCAGCAAUGGACACGUGCUAAUGUCACCCCAAUCGAGCCACAAGACUACAGCCGACCGCAGGAGUACCUCAACACUGCGAACACGCUGAUGGCAUUGGGUGGCCGCGACGGAGUAACACCGACCACUGGCCAGGAAGGCGUAGCAUCAGCAGAAGGGUCUUCAGUGGCUGCGCAAACAUCAUCGUGGCCAAUGAUGAUAUUUGGGAUUGGGCCGAACGGCAAUAUGCAGUCACAGUAG
Messenger RNA from Mytilinidion resinicola, 2766 nucleotides. RefSeq lists its product as uncharacterized. Gene Ontology annotation, biological process: regulation of DNA-templated transcription; DNA-templated transcription. NCBI's taxonomy places the organism in Eukaryota, Fungi, Ascomycota, Dothideomycetes, Mytilinidiales, Mytilinidiaceae. The record is from RefSeq and is a predicted model, not a curated record. Gene Ontology annotation, molecular function: DNA-binding transcription factor activity, RNA polymerase II-specific; DNA binding; zinc ion binding. Bases 1 to 2766 code for a protein of 921 amino acids. The transcript is spliced from 4 exons.